This is a messenger RNA of Colletotrichum abscissum, 378 nucleotides long. Its product is annotated as HpcH/HpaI aldolase. Gene Ontology annotation, cellular component: cytoplasm. Lineage: Eukaryota; Fungi; Ascomycota; Sordariomycetes; Glomerellales; Glomerellaceae. Gene Ontology annotation, molecular function: aldehyde-lyase activity. Bases 1 to 378 code for a protein of 125 amino acids. The transcript is spliced from 4 exons. The record is from RefSeq and is a predicted model, not a curated record.
AUGCUGGAGAUAGUCAAGGCACGCUCUUCCACGUUCCCAUCGUUCACCUCAUUCGCCCACGUCUGUAUUGCAUUGGUCAACGACGAUGUCCUCAUCAUGCCCAUGAUCGAGACCAGAGAAGGUGUUGAAAACGUAGAAGCCAUCGCCGCCGUGCCGGGCAUCGAUGCCUUGUUCAUUGGCUGCGCAGAUCUCUGCAUGGAGCUCGCAGUCCCUGGGCAACACGACUCGGAAUUCUUCCACUCUACCGUUGCCAAAAUCGCUAACGCAGCAGAGAAGGCGAGCGUGGAUGGACGCAAGGUGUCCGUGGGACUCGGCGGGCUGGAACCGAGGCCAGACCUCCUGGAGGCACUGGCGAAACGGCAUGCUUCUAUUCGGUAA